Messenger RNA from Fraxinus pennsylvanica, 924 nucleotides. The record is from the annotation of a GenBank genome assembly. NCBI's taxonomy places the organism in Eukaryota, Viridiplantae, Streptophyta, Magnoliopsida, Lamiales, Oleaceae.
AUGAAUGAUCUUUUCUCAGGAUCUUUCUCACGUAUCCGGAACCAAGAUCAAUCGCCGCCGCCAAAUUCCCAUGUUGUAGAGAUGACACAGUCGCCAUCCACAGGCGGCAUCAAUCUUGACAAGUUUUUCGAAGAUGUCGAGGCCAUCAAGGACGAACUCCGGGACCUCGAAACGCUCUAUAGUCAACUCCAAGCCGCCCACGAGCAGAGCAAAACCCUGCACAACGCCAAGACCGUGAAAGACCUACGGGCGAAAAUGGACAACGACAUCUCUAUAUCGUUGAAAAAGGCGAAAGUUAUCAAGGUCCGAUUAGAGGCUUUGGAUAGAGCCAACGCUGCUAAUCGGAGCAUCCCGGGUUGUGGACCCGGGAGCUCGUCGGAUCGGACAAGAACCUCUGUCGUUAACGGGCUGAGGAAAAAACUUCAGGAUAUAAUGAACCGAUUCAAUGACCUGAGACAGAAGAUGAACUCCGAGUACAGAGAAACAGUUCAGAGAAGGUACUACACAGUUACAGGGGAAAACCCAGAUGAAAAAAUCCUUGAUAAUCUAAUUGAAACAGGUGAAAGCGAAACUUUUCUCCAAAAGGCGAUACAGGAACAGGGCAGAGGACAGGUAAUGGACACUAUAAUGGAGAUUCAAGAAAGGCACGAUGCAGUGAAGGAAAUGGAGAAGAAUCUGAGGGAAUUGCACCAAGUUUUCAUGGACAUGGCUGUUUUGGUUCAGAGCCAGGGUGAGCAAUUAGAUGACAUUGAGAGCCAUGUGAUUCGAGCCAAUUCCUUUGUUAGAGGAGGAACUCAUCAGCUGGAGGUGGCUAGGAAACACCAGAAAAAUACCAGAAAAUGGACUUGUUUUGGGAUCAUUCUCUUGUUGAUCAUCAUCUUGAUUAUUGUUUUGUCCAUCAGGCCUUGGGAGAAAAAAAAAUAG